CUUUUAAGGACAUUGUAAACCUCAAACCCAUUGUUCUCUGAAAAAAACCACAGCCUGUUUUUUCAACAAAAUCCCAUCUCAUCAUGCAAUUCCACUAGAAGAAGGAAGAAAGAAAAAAAAAAAGACCUGGAAAACUAGCUUACGAAUUAAGUCUUCUAAAAUAAUAUGAUAGAUUUACAAGAAUUCUUGUGGUGUUUCUCUUUGAUCUCUCUGCUUCUUUACUUCCUUCAAGACCUUAAAAAUUUUGGUUGCAUGGCUUUAACCCUCAAUUCCCCUCCUUCAAUUUCUUCUUUGCCGUCUUAUCUGUCUUGGGUUGACCAGCUUUUUCUAGCUUCUGAUAAUCAAAGUAGUGAGGAUUCCAACAGCCGGCCUGUUUACGAGCAUGAAGAAUGUCCUCCUACCAAAUUGGCACGUACAAUAAGCCAAGAAGAGAGUAUGAGGCAAUUAGAAGACAACUCUGGCAUGUUGACUACGACUGAUACAGUAAACAAGAAGGAGAAAAAUCAAGAAAAUGAAUACCGAGAAACUGAUAUAAAGGCUCGUCUGAAUGAUAAUCACCCCGAAGAGAAUGAAGGAUUUUGUUCUUCGGGGAUUAAAAAGGUUGCUGACGAGGUUAAAGUAGCUCCCAAGUUACGAAAGAGGCCGUCGAGGCUGGUUUUGCCGGAAUUCAGUCCUGGAUUGGAAGUUUGUGAUAAGGAUAGGAAAUUGGAGAACAAAGAGUAUUUUGAGGUUGAAGGAAGAGAUUUCUUUCUGGCAGGAAAGCAAGGGAGGAGAGUGUCCAUGGAAGAUGGACAUGGAGUUUUGGUUGACAUUGAGGGAGACCCAAAGCAGGCAUUUUUUGUUGUAAUUGAUGGGCAUGGAGGUCGUGCAGCAACUGAUUAUGUUGCUGAAAAUCUUGGAAAGAACAUUGUGAAAGCAAUUGAACAUGUCGGUGGGAAAGACGACGAACUAGAACAGGCUAUUCGUGGAGGAUAUUUACUUACAGACCAAGAGUUCCUUAAUCAGGGGGUGAGCAGUGGAGCUUGUGCAGCGAGUGUGCUGUUGAAAGAAGGAGAAUUACAUGUAGCAAAUGUAGGAGACUGUAAAGUAGUUAUGAGUAGAAAUGGAGAAGCUGAUGCAUUAACAAGUGACCACCGUUUGACUAGGGAAGAUGAGCGUCUCCGGAUUGAGAACUCUGGUGGUUUUGUGCAUUGUCGCAAUGGAGUUUGGAGAGUUCAUGGGUCGCUUGCUGUUUCUAGAGCUAUUGGGGAUCAACAUCUAAAACAAUGGGUCAUUUCUGAACCGGAAAUCAAAAAGCUUCAAUUAACUUCUGACUGCCAAUUCUUGAUAGUUGCUUCUGAUGGACUGUGGGAUAAGGUAGAUGAGCAGGAAGCAGUUGAUGUGGUUCUAAGGGACAAUUCAGUGAACUCUUGCAAAAAGCUUAUAGAUAUGUCUACAAGCAGAGGGAACAUGGAUGAUGUUACCGUUAUGGUGAUCAACCUACAGAGUUUUUACCGUGGCAAGCGGUAACCCGGUGAUUCCAGAUGUCUAAACGGGAACAAUUUGGAUUUCCAUUUUCAUCUUUAAUGUAAAUAAACUAUUUUUUAGUUAUGGUAGCAUGAAUAUACAGUUUUGUUUAGAACCAAUAUUUAAAUCUACAUGGAAAUUAAAGUUGUACAUGCUUUAUUAUCCAUACUUUUCUGCAUUUAUUUGUUUCAGUUUAUAGUUUUUGUAAGUUAUAUUGAUUGGAUUAAAUUACAAAAUAUGGUCUCGGAAUAAGAUGACUAUAUUGUU
Ziziphus jujuba (common jujube) is the source of this 1773-nucleotide messenger RNA. RefSeq names its product probable protein phosphatase 2C 74. Lineage: Eukaryota; Viridiplantae; Streptophyta; Magnoliopsida; Rosales; Rhamnaceae. Gene Ontology annotation, molecular function: protein serine/threonine phosphatase activity. Gene Ontology annotation, biological process: protein dephosphorylation. The record is from RefSeq and is a predicted model, not a curated record. Bases 166 to 1509 code for a protein of 447 amino acids. The transcript has 5 exons.